AUGUGUGCAAAAGUGACGUGGCAGCGUCAAGACUCAUAAUAGUGCCCCGUACUGCAAACGCCACCAAGUUCCCCGUUCGGGCCCAUCCAUCCGGACGGCCAGUGGUAGUAUGGAAAAGUUCCCCCUCAAAGGCACCACGAACCUUUCGAUAGCAUCCGCCGCAGGAAAUCAUCCGCUCAGCGCAGAUCAAACGUCUUAUCAGUCGGUUGCCAGUAAGGCCAGUAGAAAUUCGCCAUCGGCGGAGCGGUCUGUCAACGGCAGCGCGGCCACAACCAGUACCACAUCCCUCACGCAUCCGGCGGUGGUGCCGGUGUACGAGGCGGACGAGGACGGCAUGAUCGACAUCACGCCCAGCAACGGCGGUGUGAGCAACCCGAACUAUCCGUACGCGACAAACCCCGGUGGCCGGCAGGAUGGUGUCGGCGGUGCGGCCACUAGCGGGAGCGGGCCCGGUGGCAGCGGUGGUGGAGGUGGCGGAGGCAGCGGAGCAAAUCACGAGGCAGGAAUGUCUUCGCCCACGCAUACACGGUUUGGACGCGACUUCCAUCACUCCGAUCAUGAAGAUACAUUAACCGUUUCGUUUUCCGGUAAACUGGAAGGUAUUUCAUUCGCCGGCAUGACGGACACAAGCGACGAUAUUCCCGGGAUCGGCCAGUAUGACGAUUUUCACACGAUCGACUGGCAGCGGGACAUUGCCCGGGAUCGCAUGCGGCAUCGGUAUAUUGUCAAGAAGCGUCAGGAUUCGUUCUGGGAUCUGCUGAAGGGCGCCCAUGAUGCCUGGUCCGGGUGGGUUUGCGUGCUGCUGGUCGGCCUGUUCACGGGCUGCGUGGCCGGUGUGAUCGACAUCGGUGCCAGCUGGAUGACGGACCUGAAAUUCGGCAUCUGCCCGCAAGCCUUCUGGCUCAAUCGGGAGCAGUGUUGCUGGUCGUCAAAUGAAACGUCUUUCGACAGUGGGAACUGCUCGCAAUGGUACGCCUGGUCGGAGAUCUUCACCUCCUCCCGGGAGGGCUUCGGGGCGUACGUCAUCUCAUACUUCUUCUAUAUCAUGUGGGCGAUGCUGUUCGCGCUGUUGGCCGCCUCGCUCGUGCGCAUGUUUGCACCGUACGCGUGCGGAUCCGGUAUACCGGAGAUCAAGACCAUUCUGUCCGGGUUCAUCAUCCGCAGCUAUCUCGGCAAGUGGACGCUGAUCAUCAAGUCGGUCGGCAUUAUGCUAUCCGUGUCGGCCGGCCUUAGCCUCGGCAAGGAGGGCCCGAUGGUGCACAUUGCGAGCUGCAUCGGCAACAUUCUGUCCUAUCUCUUCCCGAAGUACGGCCGGAAUGAGGCAAAGAAGAGGGAAAUCUUGUCGGCGGCUGCUGCGGCCGGCGUGUCCGUCGCUUUCGGUGCCCCGAUCGGAGGAGUGCUGUUCAGUCUGGAGGAGGUAUCGUACUACUUCCCGCUCAAAACGCUUUGGCGGUCCUUCUUCUGUGCGCUGAUUGCGGCCUUCAUCCUGCGUUCCAUCAACCCGUUCGGGAACGAGCACUCAGUGCUGUUCUACGUAGAGUACAACAAACCGUGGAUCUUUUUCGAGUUGGUACCAUUCAUCGGGCUCGGAAUUAUUGGGGGUGUCAUUGCGACCGUUUUCAUCAAGGCGAACCUUUGGUGGUGUCGUUUCCGCAAGUACAGCAAGCUUGGCCAGUACCCGGUGACGGAAGUGUUGAUCGUGACGUUCAUCACAGCCGUUAUUGCGUACCCGAACCCGUACACUCGCAUGAACACAAGCGAAUUGAUCUAUCUGCUCUUCAGUCAGUGCGGCAUUUCUAACCAGGAUCCGUUGUGUGACUACAAUCGCAACUUUACCGACGUCAAUUCAGCCAUUGAAAUCGCAGCCGCCGGGCCGGGCGUGUACAAAGCCGUCUGGCUACUUAUUCUCGCCCUGGCAAUGAAGCUUAUCAUGACGAUUUUCACAUUCGGCAUGAAGGUUCCGUGCGGGUUGUUUAUCCCAUCGUUGGCCCUUGGUGCCAUCACGGGGCGUGUUGUUGGCAUUGCAAUGGAACAGCUGGCGUAUAACUAUCCCAAAAUAUGGAUCUUCUCCGGCGAGUGUUCGACAGGGGACGAUUGCAUUACGCCGGGUUUGUAUGCAAUGGUGGGUGCUGCGGCCGUACUCGGAGGGGUCACACGAAUGACCGUGUCCCUUGUCGUUAUCAUGUUCGAGUUAACGGGCGGAGUGCGAUACAUCGUACCGCUGAUGGCAGCGGCCAUGGCAUCGAAGUGGGUUGGGGAUGCAUUGGGACGACAGGGUAUCUACGAUGCGCACAUAGCAUUAAACGGAUAUCCGUUCUUGGAUAGCAAGGACGAAUUCCAGCACACCACACUGGCCGCGGACGUAAUGCAGCCAAAGCGUAACGAAACUCUAGCAGUAAUCACUCAGGACUCGAUGACGGUGGAUGACAUCGAGACCCUACUCAAAGAGACUGAACACAACGGCUAUCCGGUGGUUGUGUCAAAGGAGAACCAAUAUCUAGUUGGCUUCGUACUGCGGAGGGAUGUGAAUUUAGCGCUAGCCAACGCCAGAAGGAUGAUCGACGGUAUCACCGGUCAAUCGCUGGUGAUCUUUACUUCGGCCCAACCGGUCCAGAACCUCGGCCCGUCGCCGCUGAAGCUGAAGAAGAUCCUCGACAUGGCCCCGAUCACCGUCACCGAUCAGACGCCGAUGGAAACGGUCGUCGAUAUGUUCCGCAAGCUUGGCCUACGUCAAACGUUGGUCACCCAUAAUGGCCGCCUCCUCGGUGUAAUAACCAAAAAGGAUGUCCUCAGGCACGUCAAACAGAUGGACAAUGAAGAUCCGAAUACAGUUUUGUUUAACUAAUCAUGGUAUACAAAAACACCCUCCCCCAUCCAUCCAACAGAUCACAGUAGGCCGAUUUGACCUGAUUCCCUUCCCCCUGCUCCUUCGUUUGACAUCCUCGGCACGCCUCCUACGAAUCAUACGCAACAUGGAUGGCUUUCGUGUUUCCAUGGGAUGUGUCGUAGCCUACCGCCAGCCGAAGCUGCACGAUGGAAUUCAAAUCAACAUUUGGUUUUGCUUAUCAACUACCUAAACACGUCGAUGUCGGUCAAGGUUUUUGUUGAAUAGAACACUAUAAAUAGGGACACUAAUUGCAUCGACUUCAAAUGGUCGAUAAGGUAGUAUUGCGGUAGAUUGGGAUUCUUGUUUGGGGAGAAGUGAAGAAAGCGCACGAAGCAACUUAUUAUAACGCGCUUCUUAUACAAUAAUGUAUUAUUUAUAUCCCACACCCGAUAUGAUUGUUACGAUGAUGCAGAAGAAGAGUUCAGUCUGUUGAUCCUACCCUAUCCUUCCCUAUCUCACGCCCAAUACGCUCCUUCCUAGCACCACCAGCAGCGCAUCUAACAAUAGCAAAAGAUAUAGGAAAAUAGUAUAGAGCUAACGUCGUAGAAAAUUUACCGUACCAACCGUUUCCCGUGGGACGAUUGCAUGCUGGUCUCCAUACAAAAGUGGGAACCGAUGGCAUUCGCCACAGUAACUAAACGUACUCCCACACAUCCAUCCCCCUUUUUAGGACGUAUGAGAAAGUUAUCAUAUUUUUACAAGUAAGUAUGAAAUCAGAUCCAAAAAUCAACCGGAAAGGAACUAGAAAGAUGGAAAAGGCCGUAGUCGCUUAGGGACCCCGCACGCAUAUGUGGUAGGAUAAAAUAUGUACGAAUGCGAAGUUUGUUGCCAA
Molecule: messenger RNA, 3719 nt
Organism: Anopheles coustani
Lineage: Eukaryota; Metazoa; Arthropoda; Insecta; Diptera; Culicidae
Gene: ClC-c
Product: H(+)/Cl(-) exchange transporter 5
Exons: 13
Coding region: 110-2845 (911 amino acids)
Biological process (GO): transmembrane transport; chloride transport
Cellular component (GO): Golgi apparatus; synaptic vesicle; early endosome
Molecular function (GO): voltage-gated chloride channel activity
Source: RefSeq, a predicted model, not a curated record